CACCAUGCUAAAACUUGUGUACAUAUCUUAAGUGCCCUAUUUCACUGCUCGAUUAUAUGCUCUUGGAAGCUCUACUAUGCGGCACUUCUCCUUGACUCAGAUCGCCGUUUCCAGACAGCAGCGCUCCCUCAUCCCCCAAAAGAAGAGCUAUUCUACCUUCCAUCACCAAUUCUCCAUCGUCCCAUUCUUCCGCGCUUCUGUACUCUCCUCCGUACCAACCCGUCUCACGCUUGCCCAUUCCUCGCACCCUCACGACCUUCACCCCUACCGCCCCUUCUCAACAACCCACGCCAUGUCCUCCCCCUCCCCUUCUUCCUCCCAAAACCCCACCCCAAUCCGCAAAGAAAAAGAAAAAGACACCUGGUUCCCAUCCCAAUACCUCACCUUCGCCACCCCUCGCCUCCAGCCCGUACACGACCUUCUCGCCCGCAUCCACCCACAUAUCCGAGUCUCCCCCACCCAUCUCCGCAUCUUCGAUCUCGGCUGCGGCCCGGGGACCUCGACGGCGGCGCUCGUGGAUGCAUUUCCCGGCGCCCGCAUGACGGGCGUCGAUAGCAGCGCAAACAUGCUCGACGAGGCGCGCAGGCGAUUCGCCAGUCUGGGUGUGCAGGGUGUGGACUGGGUGCAUGCGGAUUUGAAUACCUGGACAUUGCCUAUGCCGGAAUCGAAAUCCGAACCACGAAGCCAACAACAGGGAGACGACAGCCAGCAACAGCAAACCCUCCUCUUCUCCAACGCAACCCUCCACUGGCUCCGCUCCCCCUCGCGCCACGCCCUCCUCACCCGCCUCCUCUCCUCCCCCUCCCUGGCCCCAGGCUCCAUCCUCGCUUUCCAAGUACCUGAUAACUACCACGCACCCACGCACAGUUUAAUGCGGGAAACCGCCCUCCUGCCCUCUCAACCAUGGACACCCUUCUUCGACUCCUCGUCCGGCGGCGCGAAAAUCGGCGACUUGAAGAGUGACCAGCGCCCUGACCUUGACCCCAUUGAAAAAUCUGCAACAUAUAUUCGCUGGAUGGAGGAUGCGGGUGCGAAAAAGGGUGAAGUGCAGGUCUGGAGGACGGAGUAUAUGCAUAUUGUGCUUGGCGCGAGGGAUAUUGUCGAGUGGGUGGGCAGUACGGGACUGAGGCCCUAUUUGGAUCGGAUCACGGAGGAAGGGGCGAGGAGGGCGUUUUUGAACGAGUAUGAGAGGAGGGUUGGGGAGGUUUAUGCGGCGGAGGGGUCCGAGUGGAGGGUUGAUGGGGAGAGGUGCGUUUUGGGGUAUCCGAGGUUGUUUGUUGUGGGUGUUAAGGGGUGAUGGGUGUGUGUGGUUGAGGGGCAUGCGUUCAAAUGCAGUUCCAUGACCUUGCUUAUAAAGUUAUGCAAAAUGUUAGUUAUCACAUACGACCAUAGCACACGGAAAAUUGGGCCUCUCGUCCGAUCGACCAUACACAAGCCGUGUAGCGCCCGUUGAGUAGU
Messenger RNA from Westerdykella ornata, 1458 nucleotides. Its product is annotated as S-adenosyl-L-methionine-dependent methyltransferase. The transcript has a single exon. NCBI's taxonomy places the organism in Eukaryota, Fungi, Ascomycota, Dothideomycetes, Pleosporales, Sporormiaceae. Gene Ontology annotation, molecular function: trans-aconitate 2-methyltransferase activity. The record is from RefSeq and is a predicted model, not a curated record. The coding region runs from base 77 to 1297 and encodes 406 amino acids.